GAUUGGGAAGCGGAAGCACGUGGCGGCUGCUUCAUUGAGCCGCGGCUGCAGAGCGGACAGUGCGGGCAGAGCAGCGGGCAGAGCAGCGAGCAGCACCGGGGACAGCCGAGGAGACUGGGGGCGACAGCAGCACCACCGGACAGCGCCUCGGGCUAGUUAUUACAGAGAAAAGCAGGGAACGAAGGACAGCGCUGGUAUGAUUAAGGAAAAUCGAUGGAGCAUCCCUCCCAACGCCCCGGCUUGCAUGGAGAAGCACUUGGAUUCGGCCCAGUACAGAGCAGACGGGGCGCUGUUGCUCGGGGCGUCCAGCCUGGCCGGCCGCUGCUGGCAGGGUUCCAUCUGGGUGUUCAAGGACCCCAAGACGGCCCCCAACGAGGGGUUCUGCUGUGCGGGGGUGCAGACGGAGGCGGGGGUGGCGGAUGCAAAGUGGGUAUCGGAGCGAGGCAUCCUGGUCGCGUCCGAUUCAGGUGCGGUGGAGCUGUGGGAGCUGGCAGAGGAUGAGACGCUGAUCGUCAGCCGGUUCUGUAAAUACGAGCACGAUGACGUCGUGACCACAGUGAGCCCGCAGGCCGGGGGGGAGCACGCUGUCAGCGGCAGCCUGGACUGCCGUGUGAAAGUUUGGGAUCUGACACAAGAGACGGUACUAAACACAUACAAUGCUCAUUCCGGUCCAGUGAUGUGUGUGUCCUCGAACCCCAGUGACGAGUCCCUGUUCCUGUCCAGCGGGCAGGACGGCAGGCUACUGCUCUGGGACAAGAGGAAGCCCAAACCAGCCUCCCGAAUCGAUACUGGCCCCUCCCAGUGCAUCCCUACCUCAAUCGCAUGGCACCCGCAGCAGAGCGGUCUCUUUGCGUACGGGGAUGAAACCGGGAAAGUUUCUCUGAGAGACUUGCAGAAGCCCGACAGCUUGCAGACGCUGAAGCCACACACUCGCAGUGUGACCGGACUGGCCUUCUCAGCACACAGCACUCCCCUGCUCUCUUCUAUCAGCAAUGACUGCUCUGUUGUAGUUUUGGAUCCUCAGCUGUCAGAAGUGUUCAGGGACAGGACACAUCAAGAUUUUGUGCGUGGCGUGUGCUGGUCCCCCGUCACCAGCUCCACCCUCACCACAGUGAGCUGGGAUCACCAGGUCAUUCACCACACAGUGUGCCAGGCGGGCGUGUAGGGAAGGGGACGAGACACCAGACCAGCGCCGGAGCACGACUGCAAACUUGCUCUGCUAGGGUUACAUUUCAAUAAAUAAAAGAGAAAUGACA
Polyodon spathula (Mississippi paddlefish) is the source of this 1256-nucleotide messenger RNA. Its product is annotated as methylosome protein 50-like. Gene Ontology annotation, cellular component: methylosome. The record is from RefSeq and is a predicted model, not a curated record. NCBI's taxonomy places the organism in Eukaryota, Metazoa, Chordata, Actinopteri, Acipenseriformes, Polyodontidae. Bases 197 to 1165 code for a protein of 322 amino acids. Gene Ontology annotation, biological process: oocyte axis specification. The transcript has 10 exons. Gene Ontology annotation, molecular function: protein binding.